AUGUCGUUCUCGACGUUCUCCAUCCACACCCUGGCUGAUGCGCCCUCUGCUGGCGCGCCAAAGCUCUUGCGCGCCAAAUCCGGAGCCCCUAAGACUGCGAAGGGCGGUCUCAACCCGCUCAGCCUCAAUUCUAAGGUGCUGCUAAAUCAACUCGACCUUAAUGACGACCAGAGAAAGAGGAUAAACGAACUUUACGCGUUGCAUGAUCGAUCUCCGGGGGAAUCAUCUCUUGUGGACCACAUUUUCGAUGACAAGGACCCCGUUGACCAAGCGCUCGCAAUGGACAUCCUGGAGAACGAGAAGUUGGACGAGGCAGCUUGCGCAGACCUCGGGAAUCGAUGGUCCCAGACUUGGAGCAACAAGACGGGCACCGUUGUCAAGACGCGCCGCGUUCUAUACCAAUGCACCUCGGGGUAUGAUCAUACGCGACGAUCGAAGAAGGACGCGCAGAAUGCUGCCCGCAAAGUUGCCAUGCCGUUCACUGGAUGUCUCGCCCAUGCGGAGCUGACCAUCCGCGCGCACAAGACGCCAGAAGAACGAAUCCUACGCAUUCGCGGUCAACUGCAGCACAGCGAGGACUGCCAGAACGCGCGGAUAGAGAACUUACCCGUCUUCCCACUCCAUCCUGAAGUCUUUGACUUCGCGUUGAAGCAGCUGAAGGACGGCGCAACUAUUGCAGACGUCAGACGCAAAAACCGGGAGAUGUUCGCGCAGAAAUCUUACCCCAGUUUCCCCAAAAACUUGAAGGAGUCUUGCUUUCGUUGGAUUUUCACAUCGAAUGACUCGCGGUCCCUGCACCGAAAGCAUCAUCUCCAAAACGGCGUUGCUUUGCGGGACAUACCGGAGAUCCAAAUUGACGACUGGCUCAAUCCCGACUCGCUCGCGUAUAAUCCCACAUUGGCAAAAGCCGUAUUUCACUAUUCGGCCCGAGCUGAAAGGAACGAGCGCUUCGAAGUCUGUGUGGCGACCGAGGAGAUGGAUGCGGCUGCUUGGAAGCACGGACAUCGAAAGCAGAUUAUUCUGGACGGCACAUUCGGGGUGUGUGACAAGCGGCUGUUACUCUUCAUUGCCAUGGUCGUCGAUGAACAGAAGAAGGGAAUACCUGUGGCUUUCUUGAUGUUCUCAGCACCAACCGGCAAUAAGCAAUCUUCAUCGGGUUAUGACACCGAAAUUCUUACCAAACUCCUCACCAAAUGGCAGGACUCUCUCAACCGCAACAAGAACAAGCCGUCAGGUGCUACAUCAUUCAACCCGGUAUCCGCGAUUACAGACACAGACCUUAAAGAGCGCGCUGCUCUAGCUCUUGUUUUCCUCGGAAUCAUCCUUCUUAUCUGCCGAUUCCAUCUCCGGCAGUCUUGGCGAAAUCAUCGAAACAAGGUGCUGAAAGGGAAGACUGCGGUGCUGAUGGAUCUGAAGUCGAGAAUGAGAGUUCUCGAGACUGCGCUGCCGAAAACGGAGAAGAUCGAAGACGCCCGUCAGCUAAUCGAGGAUGAGCGGGGACGACUGAUGCUUGAAGCGACGGCGGACCCAUCCAGCGCGCGUGCCAUUCAGAAAGCAAUUACACACCUCGAUUAUCUGAAUGGGUACUGGAUGACUGAAGCGUUGUGGAAGAGUUGGUCGAAUCACAAUCGGUUGCUUGUGGCAGGAAUGCUUGGAUGCGGCAUUGAAGGCGUCAUUCCUACCACCAAUCACUUGGAAUCGUUCAACGGCGUCUUGAAGAAGACUCACCUCAAGCACUGGCAGAACGGAGGACGUCGUUUGCGCAUAGAUGUCCUUCUGAACGCCCUCGUUUGCUUCAUCUUGCCAUCCAUCUUCGAAGAACGUCGAUUGUACCUGGAGCAGAGCAGUCGCCUAUCCGCCAUGAUUGCUCUGCUCCCCGGCGGCGCCGAUCUCUUGAAUAAGAAGCAAAUGAGCUCGGUUGAGGUCGUCUCGGAAAGACCGAAAGUGGCGUACCUCAAUCCCGACUCUGGCCGCGACUCCCGAGCAAGUAGGCUGCUCGAGGCCCGCCAAAUCAGCGUCCCCGAGAUGAUGCCGGGCAACAUGGGGUUACUCUUCACCUGCUAUUCCUCUCAGGCUCUCUCCUCCGAAGCAAACCCCAUCACCUACAAUAUCCGAGCGGGCUUUAACGGUGUCGUAACUUGCACUUGCAUGGACUUCGUUCAGGAAGGAGGUGCCUGUAAACACAUUCGUGCCGCGCUCUUGAGGGCCAAGGAGAUCUGUUUAGCGGACGGACAACCUCUCCCCGGAAUCCCGAUCCCUAAGUCCGUGGAGGAUGCCCUCGCUCUUCAAAAGAGUCAGAUACUUACCAUACGGCUUCGGUUACCAAGUACGCGAGCGGCCGAGGUUGUCGAAAGGUUGGAGCAGGAGGGCAGAGCGGAGGAUGAGGCGGAUGGAGCGACCAACGCCGUCGAUGAUCAUGCCGAUGAAGAUGAUGAUGCGUCCAGUGUUGCUACGGACGCAUCCUCAGACUCCGAGCUUGACUUGAGCGAAGAUCCGAUCGACGAGAGGCAGAUGAUUCAAGCGACGCAGAAUACCACGGCUUUGAGCGCACAGGCAACGGCGAAGUCGUUGUUUCAAUUCGAUGCAUUGGUCGGCGGCGAGUUAUCUCAGUGGAGGAAGGCAUUGGGCGGUAUUACCACGGGUGUCAGCGAAGCGCAAACUGACAUGAUCCGUCGUGGAAGAGCCGAACUUCUCGCGCUCGCCGACGAGCUGUCCAGAAUCGAGUCGCUGCCGAGAGUGGCGGAGACCGACGCACAGGUCUUUGUUCGGCCCGCCACCCCGCCCCCGCCCUCGUCGAGCGCCCCUCUCAAACGCGGAUCCAAGCGGAAAGCGUCGGAAAUGGAGCGGACAAUCUAUCCGGUGUCUCCCGAAGCUAAGCAGAAGCGAAAACAGUCUUAUGCAUCCAUCAUAUCCAUCAAUCACAUGGCUACCUCUGUUCUCACCACCAUCGCCAUAAUGAGCAUCCUGCGCUCUUUCGUCGCCACGGAUCUGUUCAAGUUCAACAACAUAAAUCUCGACUUUUUCACCCAGACGUACAGCAACUCCUUCUAUCUCGGCUACCUCUCGCGAUGGCCGGAUCUCUGCAGUAUACAGACGGCACCCAGUGGAAGGCCUAUGGGCUACAUCCUCGGAAAAGCAGAAGGCCACAGCACAGAAUGGCACGGGCACAUCACGGUGCUCACGGUCGCGCCGGAAUACCGCCGGCUCGGGCUCGCGAGUAAGCUCAUUGCGCUGCUGGAGCAGGUGUCGAACGAUACAUACCGGGGCUACUUCGUCGACCUGUACGUCCGGUGCACGAACGACGUGGCGAUCCCGAUGUACGAGGGCCUGGGGUACAGCGUGUAUCGGCGCGUGCGGGAGUACUACGACAGCCUCGGCGGGAAUCGCGGCCGGGAUGAGGAGGAUGCGUUUGACAUGCGGAAACCGCUUGCCAGAGAUGUGGGACGCAGGUCAGUCCGGGCCAAUGGGAGGGAGACACUCGUUAGUCGGUAUGAGGUGUCUUGAGCGCGUGCAGGCGGUUUGGCUGCGAUUGCAAUGGAUGGCUUCUCCGUAUCCUUCUCUGGAAUCGGGUCUGCAUCCGCUGCUCACGAGGUCUGUCUCAUCUGUUUUAGUGUGAACCCUCGGCGGCCCUUGUCUCUACUUUCAUCACGCGAUAGCAUCCCUGCCUUCAUCUCGG
This is a messenger RNA of Mycena citricolor, 3676 nucleotides long. Lineage: Eukaryota; Fungi; Basidiomycota; Agaricomycetes; Agaricales; Mycenaceae. The record is from the annotation of a GenBank genome assembly.